GCAGAUGAAAGGAACAGCAUUUUCUAUGUGUCAGUUGUCAGUUGAGUCUGCUCCAAGCGAGAUGGUCGUUAUCAUGACGGCAAUUGAGGAUGAAACUUAUUUUGGUUUUCAAACAUUUGCUUGGCUCGCGGAUUUCGUUAAUCUUCCCAUUGAUCAGGUGAAUUUUUUGAUAACACAAUUUAUUGCAUUGGGAUUGGCUGGAAUUUUAAGGUCAUCAUUAAAUCCAAAAGUAACUUCACCAGCCUUAAGACAUGCAUUUGUUCUUAUUUUUGGACUUGCCCUCGGUUACUUCAAUUUCGGCAAGCACGCGAUUCAUUUGGCAGGACUCCCAGCAAUAUGUUACAUAGUAAUGAGAACUCAGGAUCCAAAAGUAAUGCAAAGACUUGUACUUGUCAUUGCAUUGAGUUAUCUUUCCUGCAUUCAUUUACAUCGACAAUUUUAUAAUGGUGGGAGUCACACACUCGACAUUACUGGUCCUCUCAUGGUAAUCACUCAAAAGGUGACGAGUCUCGCUUACAGUAUUCACGAUGGAUUGAGCCGCAUGGAUGAAGAUUUGACACCCUCACAACGCCAUCAAGCAGUUCGAAAAAUGCCAACGUUGCUUGAAUAUUUUAGCUACGUUUUUCAUUUCCAAGCAAUAAUGGCAGGACCUAUAAUUUUAUAUCAUGAUUACAUUGAUUUCAUUCACGGUCAACGGAUCUUGGAAGCGAAAUCACUUACAGGUUACGGCGAAAAAACAUCGAAUGAAAUUGUUCUUGAACCAUCGCCAGCAUCAGUUGUUGUAAAAAAAGUCAUCACUAGUCUCUUCUUUGCAUUUGUAUUCGUCACUUUCAUUCCAUCGUAUUCGGUAGUAAAAGUCAAAGAUGAUGAGUUCCUGGAAAAAACUUCGAUAAUUUAUAAAUUUUGGUACCUGACAAUAGCCACAAUGUUGGUUCGCUUUAAGUAUUAUCAUGCCUGGAUAUUUGCUGACGCAAUUUGCAAUAAUUCAGGUCUUGGCUUUAAUGGAUAUGAUGAAAAUCAUCAAUCACGUUGGGACAAAGUUUCCAAUGUUGACGCCUUUAAAUUUGAGACUGCUCUUAGUCUUAGGGAUAGUAUCGAAGCCUGGAACAAGGGAACAAAUCGAUGGCUAAGAUCGUUGGUUUAUGAAAGAGUGCCUCGAAAUAAAACAGUUUACACAUAUGCCUUGUCUGCCUUAUGGCACGGAUUUCAUCCAGGUUACUACCUCACAUUCGCCAACGGAUCGUUUUUCACAUACGCUUCACGAAUCGUUCGACGCCAUGUACGACCUCACUUCCUAAUUUCGAAAAAAGCCAAAUUAUUUUACGAUUUCAUGACAUUUUUGACAACGAAAGUCGUAUUAACGUACACAACUUUCACUUUCGUUCUCUUGGAAUUAAAACCAAGUAUCACAAUGUACCUGCAUUUGUACCUUUUCCCGAAUAUUUUGGGAUUGACCGGAAUUCUUUUUCUGCCGGUAAUUCUGCCUCUUUCGAAGCAAAAAUCACAAACUUCCAAGACUGAGUCGAGUAAUGGACAUGUACCGACAAAUGGACACGCGCACAAAGUUGAGUGAUUGAUUACAGAAAAGAAAAAAAAAAAAAAAAAAAAAAUCAGAAAGAAGAAAAAAAUUGUUUGUAUCUGUCUGUGUGUAUAAGAGUGAGAGACAAAGAGAUUUUUUCAUCUCGAUUGUGAGGGUUUUUUUAUUUAUUAUAAAAGUACGAAAGUUAAAAAUAUUUUUUGAGAAAUAUUUUUUCAUAAUGCAAAUCACGAUAUGAAUGUUAUACCGUCAAAAUGGUACAGAUUAUUGAAAGGAAAAAAAAAAGAAAAAUAAUUAGUCGAUUAUAAUGUUAUUUAUAUUUUACAAAAGCGUUUCGUAUCAUUACGAUUCGACAAAAAAAAAAAGAAAAAGAAAAA
Molecule: messenger RNA, 1914 nt
Organism: Leptopilina boulardi
Lineage: Eukaryota; Metazoa; Arthropoda; Insecta; Hymenoptera; Figitidae
Product: lysophospholipid acyltransferase 6-like
Exons: 11
Coding region: 5-1573 (522 amino acids)
Biological process (GO): lipid modification
Cellular component (GO): membrane
Molecular function (GO): acyltransferase activity
Source: RefSeq, a predicted model, not a curated record